AGUACCGAAAAAGUACAUGAAAAAAGUGAAUUUUGUUUUGGGUGCAGUGAGUUCCCAAAUUUCUUCCACAAAUUAAUGAACUUUUAAGAUCCAUCGCUGAAAAGUCUUGACAAUCAAUCCAAAGUAAACUCAUCCUCUAAAUUCAACCAACAACGAGAUAAUCUCCUCUCUCUGCGCGCGCACACACACACCAUUGCGCGAUUACAUGACCUCCGAUCUGAUCUGGCUGCAAUGAGGCGGCGCGAUUCAGUCGGCGGGGCGUGAUUGCGAUGCACUCGGGCGACAAUCCACCGACACUUCCGUUUCCACUAAGUCCAUUGCAGCUAUUGAAUGCCGGUGCCGGCGAUUUCGGGGAGGGAGGUUUCGAAUUGUCGCGGUAUUUGUUCCUAGGAUCGCUGCUCUUCUCGCGACAAGCAGGCGGCAUGGACUUGUCGAAAGUCGGGGAGAAGAUCUACAGCUCAGUUCGCUCCGCGCGCUCGAUUGGCCUCCUUCCUUCCACAUCCGAUCGUCCCGAGGUUCCAGUACGAGCAGCAGCAGCUGCAGCUGUGGCCCGUAUUCUUGCUGGACUACCUCCACAUCAAAGACAUAAUUUUUCAAUCUCCGAUGAACUGAGUUUCAUGUAUGGGAGUAGACCUCAAGGUCAAGCUGUAGAUGAGCUCGAGAAGGAAUUCUAUGAGGAGGAGUUUGAUCCUGUUAGACACAUUUUAGAGCAAAUCCCUUCCGAAGAAAAUGAACCAGCAUAUUUUGAGGAACAGGCCGCUCUUCGAUUAGCACAACUGGAUAAAAUUUCCGAGAGCUUGUCGCGCCAUGUAAUGGAACAUCAUGAACAAAUGGUAAAUGGGAUGAAUCUGGUCCGAGAGUUGGAGAAGGACUUGAAGAUUGCAAAUGUUAUCUGCAUGAAUGGGCGAAGACACCUUACCUCUUCAAGGAAUGAGGUAUCUAGAGAUCUAAUUGUUACAGAAAAUUCGAAGAAGAAGCAAGUGCUACUGGGCAUGCUUCCCAUCUUGUCUGAGCUUCGUCAUGCAGUGGACUUGCAAGUGGCUCUUGAUACUUGUCUUGAGGAAAGGAGUUUCUCUAAGGCUUUCCAAGUACUGCCAGAGUAUUUACAACUUUUAGAUAGUUUAUCAGACCUUUCGGCUGUGCAAGAGAUGAGCCUUGAUGUUGAGGUUUGGUUGGGGAAGACUCUUCAGAAUUUGGAUUCACUUCUAUUAGAAGUGUGCCAGGACUUCAAAGAGGAUGGCUAUCUCACUGUGAUUGAUGCAUAUGCUUUAAUUGGUGAUGUUCCUGGUCUAGCUGAAAAAAUACAGAGCUUCUUCAUGCAGGAGGUUCUCUCUGAAAGUCACUCAGUCUUGAAGACCAUUCUGCAAGAGGACGUUGAAAAUCCCAAUCCCCAAAUUACUAGGUUGACAUACAGUGAUUUGUGCACCCAAAUACCAGAGUCAAAGUUUAGGCAGUGUUUACAAGCAACACUAGCUGUUCUCUUUAAGCUGAUGUGCUCUUACUACAAAAUUACCAACUUCAAACUUGAAGAUAAAGUGUCAUCAUGCCAUAACCCAAGUGGUGAUGAACAAGGUAUGCUAUCUGGGGUCUCUGAGAGUACUGCCAAAAAAGUUUCUUCUACUUUUCUGGCAGGAGAAGGCUCAGUUACUGCAUCAACUGAGAGAGGAUCUCGUUUGUCAUCAGUGGAAGUAAGUUCGGCAUCUGUAACAGAUACUGAAGGUACCCAUGGCCCUAUACUCAACGAUCAUCCAACUGACGGGGGAAGAGAUGAUGGAAGUGAAGCAUCAAGUAGCGGGUCUCCAUGGUUCUUGCUGCGCAAAGAUGCUGUGACGUUUGUUUCACUUGCCUUACAAAGAGGAUGUAGGAACCUCUGGCAGCUUACCACAAGCCGUAUAUCAGUUUUGCUUUCAACUUCAGCAGCUUCUUCUACUUGCAUUCAUCAAUUCUUAAGAAACUAUGAAGAUCUAAGUAUAUUUGUUUUGGCUGGGGAAGCUUUUUGUGGGACUGAGGCUAUUGAGUUUCGCCAGAAGGUUAAAUCCAUUUGCGAAGGCUAUUUUGUUGCAUUCCAUCGUCAGAGUAUUUACGUAAGUCUAAAGAUGAUCCUGGAAAGGGAAACUUGGCAGAUUUUGCCACCAGACACAGUUCAUGUAGUUAGUUUUCCAGGACUGGUGGGUGAUGGAGCAGCUCUCCUUGUUUCAUCUGUCAGUUCUCCCCGUGCAAAAUUGCUACAUGACAGUAAAUCAUUUGGAGUCGCUAGUGGGUCAAAGAAGGGUGGAUUUUCAUAUUGGGUUGAAAAUGGCAAGCUGUUUUUUCCAAAAGUGAGUGGCAGGUCUGAGGAGCAUUCCAACUCCUUCCAGUCCAACGGAUCAGAACAUGCUACUAAGAUACCCAGGCAAACUAAAUCUUCCUCUGACGUUGACACAAACCAUGUUAAUGGGACUAUCCCAGAAGAAGAAAAUGAGGAUCUCCAUGCAGAUUUUAUUGACGAAGAUAGUCAGCUUCCGAGUCACAUUACCAUACCCAGUCAUUCAAGGCAUAGCUCGUUACAUUGGAACAAUGAGGAUUCGAUGGCACAAACAGGAUCCUCCCUUAGCGUCCUGAGAUCGAUGGACAAAUACGCACGGUUGAUGCAGAAGUUAGAGAUUGUCAAUGUUGAGUUUUAUAAGGGAAUUUGCCAAUUGUUUGAGAUCUUUUUCUACUUUGUGUUUGAGACAUUCUGUGAGCAUAAUACUCCGACUAUUGCUAAACGCACCAAUGGUUCUAUUCCUCACAAGUUAAAGACUGCAAUAGCAAGAAUUUCACAAGAGUGUGACCAGUGGAUAAAACAUCAACCAGUAUCAACAUCUUCAUCAUCCCCAGCAUCUUCAAAUCCAUCAUUCACACAUAUGGAUGUUACCCCUACUAGUCCUCCCAGUCACAUGAAUCAUUCGUCUUUCGGACUGAAGGAAAGAUGUGCUGGGGCUGACACUAUAUCUCUUGUUGCUCAAUUAUUGCAUAGAUCCAAAACACAUCUGCAGUCAAUGCUUCCAUGCAAAUAUGGAGCACUAGUGGAGGACUUCUAUUUUCACAUGGUUGAUGCUGUGCCUGAUCUUACUCAGCUCAUUCAUAGAACAACGGCAAAAUCGCUACUGCAUAUCAAUGGGUAUGCUGAUCGCAUUGCCAGUGCUAAAUGGGAGGUGAAAGAGCUUGGAAUGGAGCAUAAUGGGUAUGUUGAUUUAUUACUGGGUGAAUUUAAGCACUACAAAACAAGGAUUGCUCAUGGGGGUAUCCGGCAAGAGGUUCAAGACCUCCUCCUAGAAUAUGGAGUUGAAAAUGUUGCGGAAACUCUUAUCGAGGGCCUAUCUAGGGUGAAGAGGUGUACUGAUGAAGGACGGGCACUCAUGUCGCUGGAUCUUCAGGUUCUAAUAAAUGGCCUAAAACAUUUUGUCUCAAUCGAUGUAAAGCCAAAAUUGCAGAUAGUAGAAACUUUUAUCAAGGCAUACUACCUUCCAGAAACCGAAUAUGUCCACUGGUCGCGUGCUCAUCCGGAAUAUAGUAAAAGUCAAAUAGUGGGGCUUAUCAAUCUAGUGGCAACCAUGAAAGGUUGGAAAAGAAAAACCAGGUUGGAGAUCUUAGAGAAGAUAGAAUGAUGUAUUCCUUAAAAUGUUUUGCAGUCUUUUUCACGAAUUUUUGUAUUUAUAUAUAUGAUCCAGUUACUCGGAUUGAACACUACACAAUUUUUAUAGGAUCCAAUUGAGGUUGUAUAUGUGCCUAACAUGUAAUAUAUGUUCUGCCUUACCAAGGGUAAGGAUUGUAUAUUUGGAUAAAGUCUAGGGCUCCUCAGUUCAAGUCCAGUGUGCAUUCACGAGAAGAAAAAAGAAUUCAUUUUUUCCCUUUCCUUUUU
Salvia splendens (bonfire salvia) is the source of this 3883-nucleotide messenger RNA. Its product is annotated as syndetin. Gene Ontology annotation, biological process: retrograde transport, endosome to Golgi; endocytic recycling. The record is from RefSeq and is a predicted model, not a curated record. Lineage: Eukaryota; Viridiplantae; Streptophyta; Magnoliopsida; Lamiales; Lamiaceae. Gene Ontology annotation, molecular function: SNARE binding. The coding region runs from base 270 to 3629 and encodes 1119 amino acids. The transcript has 25 exons. Gene Ontology annotation, cellular component: EARP complex.